AUGAAUGGUCAAACAGAGCGUUGCGACCGUACUGCCUACGUCUCGGGCCUGCAGUCGACGGUCUCCGAUAUUGAGCUCUUCGAGGUGUUCAAUCGUGUCGCCCAUGUCGAGAAGGUCAUCGUGAGAAGUGGAACCGUUAGACAUGCACUUGUCGUCUUCAAAACUGUAGAAGGCCUGUACCAAGUGCUCAACAACUUCCAAGGAACAAGCCUCCACGGUCGUCAACUUCACAUUCGGCCGCUUCGUGAAAGUUCUCACAGUGGGAACGGCGGCGGUGGUCGAGUCCAGAAGCCCUACCGCCCGUCCGCAGAUCAGAAUUCCACGUAUACAUAUCGCCAGCAGCCAGCGAGCUAUCAGCAGAAUCCACGUGGCUUCAGGAAUUCGUCGGGAAGCACGUCGUCAUUCAACGGAGCGGGAGGAGCGAAUGGAAGACGUCGGAAUCAGGGAUACGUCCAGAAUGGGCGUGGAGGAUUCCAGAACGAGACGUACUCUGGAGCGAUGAGCACACUUUUUGACGCGUAUCCACAGUACGGAGGAUUCCAUCAGCAGCAGAGUUAUCAUCAUCAGCCGGCAGCUCAUCACCAUCAGACGCAGCACGAUUUUCAUUUUGAGAAUCAUGCCGAGGGAGCGAAAAGAUUCGACAACCUGGCCAACCUGCUCCGCGCCACAACCCCAAUCGAUCCGUUUGGCACUAAUUCCAAGAGCACGGAAAAGAGCCAAGCCACGUCGCCAACCGGCUCAAGAUCACGCGCAUCGUCGGCAAAGGAGCACAAGCAGGCACCGCCGGCAUGGAAGAUGGAGUUGCGCCUGGCGGAUUCGCAGAAUCUCCCGCCACCAUCACCGACGACGACGCCAAAAGCGCUCUCGAUGACUCAACACGAGUUUUUGGCUCAAAUUGCGAGACAGGCGGCUCAGGAGCAACAGGAGAAUGUGAUGCUCGUUGGAGGAGAGGAGGGAAAGAAGAGACAACGUCCGAAUCUCUCGGUGAUCAACCCGUCGUUGUUCUAUGAGCAAUAUCCACGUACAUCGUCGCCAGUCGUGUUUGCGCCCAACUCGACUCCAAACGCCGAUAAAAACCCAUCACCACACGAUCCAGCGGUGGUUGCCUACAGUCGUCUCCGCAUCCCGCCUCAAUCCGCCUUCGAUCAUCUCUCUCCAAUCGACACCAACAAUUGCUCAUUCAUAACAAAGCAUCUGGGUCCGAACGAUCAUCAAAAGCGAGAUUUGACGAAUGAGGAGCUCUCCGAUAUGAUUGUCUCCACCGGGAAUCUUCGUAUGAACCCGAUGAUUCAGGACGCCACUUCUUUCGAAGCUCCGCCCCCAAUCCACGACGAGACACCAGCUCCAUGGUCUCCGUUGAAACGUGUUCGUGCUGAAAGUGGAUCUCUGUCGGCUGCUCCGCUAGCGUCUCCUCAAUUCUCGCCAAUCAAACCGAAAUGCGAGGAAUUCGACACUGCUGACGAUGACGUGUUCGAAAGAUCCAGUAUGGAUCCGCAGAAGUCGGAAAAUGCCGAAAAUAAGAUGGAGAAGAUGGAUGGAAGCAGCAGCAGCAGAAGAUGUCCGACUUCGAGGACAUCAACAACAGCCGUCUGCCGUCGAAUUCGCAUUCCGCAGCGCCGAGUUCGGAUCAGAAGAGUUUCGUGUUCCCGCCGAUUUUUAGAGGCCAAAAAAAACCAAAAAAAUCAAGAAAUUUCAGUUAAAACUUGGGAAUACCCAAUGUGCCGUCACUCGUCAGUCCCAUCGAUUGCUCAUCUCGUCGGCGAUCUCUCGGAUUUCUGUCCACUGUCUCCGCACUUGACCGAAAAGCUGGCCAUCGAAGAAGACGUUGAGAAUCCAGAAGACGUCGACAAGACUUCAGAAGACAAAUCAUCGUCUUCAAAGGCUGACGACGUCGCUGUCGCUUCAGGGAUUCAGAAGUCCGACGUCAUCGUCUAA
This is a messenger RNA of Caenorhabditis briggsae, 1935 nucleotides long. It is a transcript of the gene Cbr-rnp-8.2, whose product is annotated as Protein CBR-RNP-8.2. The record is from RefSeq and is a predicted model, not a curated record. Gene Ontology annotation, biological process: regulation of alternative mRNA splicing, via spliceosome. The coding region runs from base 1 to 1935 and encodes 644 amino acids. NCBI's taxonomy places the organism in Eukaryota, Metazoa, Nematoda, Chromadorea, Rhabditida, Rhabditidae. Gene Ontology annotation, cellular component: nucleus. Gene Ontology annotation, molecular function: single-stranded RNA binding. The transcript has 7 exons.